Messenger RNA from Hemiscyllium ocellatum (epaulette shark), 1700 nucleotides. RefSeq names its product chromaffin granule amine transporter-like. The record is from RefSeq and is a predicted model, not a curated record. Gene Ontology annotation, molecular function: xenobiotic transmembrane transporter activity; serotonin:sodium:chloride symporter activity. Gene Ontology annotation, biological process: aminergic neurotransmitter loading into synaptic vesicle; transmembrane transport; xenobiotic transport. Gene Ontology annotation, cellular component: synaptic vesicle membrane; terminal bouton. Lineage: Eukaryota; Metazoa; Chordata; Chondrichthyes; Orectolobiformes; Hemiscylliidae. The transcript is spliced from 17 exons. Bases 1 to 1692 code for a protein of 563 amino acids.
AUGAAUCUUCAGCAGUCUGAACUGAAACUGUGCAGACCAAACGAGAACGACAGCAGUCUGCGAAUUCAAGGGCCACAGGACAUUGUGGAGAAGGUUGACAACAACUCACCUGGGAUCAAGAUGGUGCCAUGGGGCAAGGAAUGCAGAGGAUGGCAAUGGCUGAAAAAGGGAAGGCAGUCCAGGACAAUGGUGCUUGUUAUUGUUUAUAUUGCACUUUUUCUGGACUAUACCCUACUAACUGUUAUUGUACCCAUCAUCCCUAAUUUCUUAUAUGAAAAACAGAACUCAGAAAUGAAUAGGUCAGCAUCAUCAGAGCAGCCACCAGCUCUGUCCUCCACACUCUCCCCUGGCCUCUCAGAUUCCAGUGGUGGCCAGGUUACAAUUGAGAAUACUGCAGCAGCUGACAGUCAGAGUCAAGGAUUGAAAUGGAGAAACAUGACUGGAGCUGCCAUCCCAAGCCUGAAGACAGGAACUGGAGGAGCCCACUGCAGUCGGAACAAAUCAUUCUUAGAAGAGGAAAACGUUCGUGUUGGCUUGUUAUUAGCUUCGAAAGCAAUUGUGCAGCUCAUUGUGAAUCCAUUAAUUGGCCCUCUGACCAACAGGAUUGGAUAUCACCUUCCUAUGUUCACUGGUUUUGUGAUAUUGUUUGUGUCAACAAUAAUGUACGCUUUCUCGAACACCUACGUCUGGUUAUUUGUUGCUCGAGCACUACAAGGAAUUGGCUCGUCGUGUUCUUCAGUAGCAGGUUUGGCAAUGUUAGCCAGUUAUUAUACAGAUGACAAUGAAAGAGGCAGAACCAUGGGCAUAGCACUGGGAGGAAUAGCUGUGGGAGUGCUUGUUGGAGCACCUUUCGGAAGUGUGAUGUAUGAAUAUGUGGGAAAGUCAUCUCCUUUUCUGGUUUUGGCAGGCUUGGCUUUAAUCGAUGGAGCUCUCCAGCUCUUCAUCCUUUCUCCCACGAAAGCUAUUGCAGAGAGUCAGAAAGGGUCGUCUCUGUUAACAUUGUUGAGAGAUCCCUACAUACUGAUUGCUGCCGGAAGCCUGUGCUUCUCAAACAUGGCCAUCGCAAUGCUGGACCAGGCGCUCCCAAUCUGGAUGAUGAAGACCAUGUGUUCUCCGAAACUGCAUUUGGGUUUGGCUUUCUUGCCAUCCACAAUCAGCUACUUGAUGGGCACAAAUCUCUUUGGUGUUCUCGCUAACAAAAUGGGCAGGUGGCUGUGUGCCCUGGUUGGAAUGGUACUUCUGGGGAUAAGUAUAAUCUCUGUUCCUCUGGCAACCAACAUUUUUGUGCUCAUUGUUCCCGGAUGUGGAGUAGGUUUUUCACUGGGAAUGACCGAUUCCUCGAUGACUCCCAUUAUGGGUUACCUGGUGGACAUUCGUCAUGUAUCUGUGUACGGCAGUAUAUUUGCCAUCGCUGAUGUGGCGCUUUGUGUAGGAUUUGCAAUCGGCCCCUCAAUGGGAGGAGCUAUUGUCAAAGCAAUUGGAUUCCAUUGGCUCAUGGUCAUCAUCGGAGUUAUUAACAUAUGCUAUGCCCCACUUUGUGUCUUCCUAAAAAAUCCUCCGAGCAAAGAAGAGAAAGUGGCAAUUUUGUCUCAGUACAAUGCUGUGAAUACUCAUCAUUACACCGCUGAGCGGGACAGCCUGGAAUUCACUGCAAUGGAGGGUAGAGAUGAGGAAGCAGGGAAUAAGGAAUAAAUUCAGAA